UAAACCACAUUUUAGACGUAGGUUACACAUCGACUUAAACAGGGCAUCAUGUCUGACAGUUGUGACGCCCUUAGAAACGCUUCAGAGGAAGCCAGCGAUGCGACGGUGGGAGUGCACUUCAUACAUCUGGAAGAAGUAAAGGACGUAUCUGAGGAGCAGCAGCAAGAUACCAAUGAACAACAAGAGCUGAGGAGAAGACUCUAUGAGGCUGCAACUUGCCUCAGAGAGAAGAGGGAGAACCAUGAUAGGUUGUUUAAGGAUGGACUGGACCUGGAGGCGGAGAUAAAAGAGACGGAGGCUGAGAAUAAAAGCCUCACCGGCAAAGUGAAAGAGUUAAAACAACAGUUGGAAAAUAUAAGAAAAAGGAAGGCAGAGGAGGAGGAGGGUGAAGAAGCCCUGCGCCAGGAGAUUCUGUCUGAGGAAGAGAACUGGAAGCUGGGGAAUCAGUUGACACAUAACAUAAGGAAGAUGGAAAAGGAGAACGAGAAUCUGCGGGAGAAAAUUGAGGAUUUGAAAGCUAAGAACUAUCAGGAACCAAUCCAACGGCUGGGGACAGCUGAGCAGGAGUUAAAGCACAACCUGGAGCAGGUUCAGGAAGUCCUACGUAGGAAAGAUGACGAAAUAGAGCAGAAAUCUGUGACCUUGAUUCAAUUCAAUAACAAGAUAGAGGAGAGUUUGAACAGCAUCACGAAGCUCAAGCAGGAUCAGCAGAAACUUCAAAAGCAGCUGAGCAGGAGACAGGGGGAGCAAAUAUUAGCUGCACAGAACACAUCAACAAUGGAUAAGAAGGGUGGAGAGGAUAAAGAUGGGAGACCCUUAAUGAAUAAAAAGUGGUUGUGUCUGAAGAGCCUGUGGGAAGGAGUAAAGGUAGGAGGACGCAUCCUCUUUUGUGUCCUCCUUCUUUUGGGUAUCAUUGCCUCCAUGGUGCCUGUCUGCAACUGUCCAGAUCCUGACUGCAACCUUUGGGACAUCGCUUUCAACCUGCUGGAGCCCUACGGCCAGCUCCAUCACACACUCCGCCAUUACUAAUAGCUAGCUCACUGUCACAAGCACCGCAUUACACAAAGUAGUGAUUACACAGGGUAAAAAUAGAGAUUAUAGAGUUAAAAUAAUUGUUUAGCCUUAGUAAUAAGUACUGGAUAAAUGGUUGAAAUAGGAACAAAACUAAGAAGAUCUAAAAUAGCCGCUUAACACUUUGCUUCCUGUCUGGCAGAAAGGGGACUUCCUUAUUUAUAGUCCUUCUUAGGGUUUCUUCCAUUUGUUCCCGUUAAAGGGAUCUUUGGGAGUUUUUCCUUGCCCUCCUGAGGAGGGUGCUUUUUCUAAAAUUUUGCGUGUCAAAUAGGCUACAAUGACUGUGAACUGUUAGCAGUAAACACUUUGUAGUGCUAUUUGUUUAAGUACCGGAGCUUACCUAUAACGGUUAAAUUGUGGCUUGUUUCGACUGUUAACUCCUUACUAUCAAUUACCUUUCAAAUUAGGUUUUUGCUGCCUUGUCAUCUUCACAAGCUAACAGUUAGCUAGCUAUAAACUAGGAAAAAAAUAGUUUAAAGCUCUGUGCAGCUCA
This is a messenger RNA of Perca flavescens (yellow perch), 1564 nucleotides long. RefSeq names its product trichohyalin-like. The record is from RefSeq and is a predicted model, not a curated record. The transcript has 11 exons. The coding region runs from base 49 to 1029 and encodes 326 amino acids. Lineage: Eukaryota; Metazoa; Chordata; Actinopteri; Perciformes; Percidae.